This is a messenger RNA of Eruca vesicaria subsp. sativa (arugula), 279 nucleotides long. NCBI's taxonomy places the organism in Eukaryota, Viridiplantae, Streptophyta, Magnoliopsida, Brassicales, Brassicaceae. The record is from the annotation of a GenBank genome assembly.
AUGGUUAGAAAAGCUUAUUUUAAAGGAUCGUUACUUGACAGAAUCACGGCUCUAGAGACCAAACUUUUCCAGAUUUGUUUGGAGUUGGAAUCUAGUAAAGCAUCUUCUACUUCAACUGUGGGGUCCGGUGAAACAUCAAACCAAAGGAUUGAGAGAGAUCUGACAAAGACAUUACCCAUUUUCAAUAGCAACAUUAAUCCUUUUCAUACUCCCUUGCAACAUCCACAAGACCCUCGGGAAACAGAAGCCAAGCUGAAGAAAAGACAGAGGAGGAGAUAA